AUGGGUGCUCUUUCGCUUCUCAAUUUUGUGCUCGUCGCACUCCCCAUCGGUUCCACGCUUGGUGUUCUGCUUGGCCUCCAAGCUCACCGCGACGCUACGGGCCAGGAACCGCUGUUCAAGCCUACCAACCCCAACACGCCGCCAAAAAACGAUGGCAUAACGCUCGUCCACAAGUGUAACGAGACGGUUGGAAUCUCGCCUGCCUCUGUGGGCGACAAAUACACCCUUAACCCCAACCCGUGGGGCUGGAGUGAGGGCGAAGAGGGCUCUAUCUGCAUGGACGUCAUCACAUGGAACAACCAGACCUACCCUACCAAAUCAUCUGCCCCCGAAUGGUCCGUUACCUGGGAAUACCCUGCCGGCUCUACCAACGCUCCCGUCCACGCCUUCCCCAACGUCAAAGUCGACUCUGGCACUUUCCCCGUCAAGAUUAGCAAGCUCAAGUCCAUCUACCUCGACUUUGAGUGGUCUUAUGCUGUCGGUAACACGACCGCCGUCACUACCACUGAUGUCGACGAACUUGAAACUGCUGAGCUCAACGCCAAUGUUGCUCUGGACAUGUUCUUGGAUUCCGACAAGACGGCCUCCAAGAGCAGCGAGGAUGCCCGUAUCGAGAUGAUGGUCUGGUUUGCCACCUUUGGUCCUUCUACUGUUCCCAUUGGUAACACGACUACCGAUGCCGUCGUUGAUACCUUGGAAGUUGACGGAACCACCUUCUCUUUGUAUGCUGGAAAGAACAACAUCGGCCAGCGUGUUUUGACAUGGUACUCACAGGGAACUGCCGACAGGUUCCACGGUGAUCUCAUGCUCUUUGUCAAUCGCCUCGUCGAGCUGGGCGAGACCCAAUUUCCUACUGGGGACGACUACAUUGGCUACGCCAGUUUGGGAACUGAGACUUACUGGGUCAGCGAGACUGUAACCUUCCACGUCCCGACUCUGGCUUUCGAUAUUGAGACCGACUAA
This is a messenger RNA of Geosmithia morbida, 963 nucleotides long. Its product is annotated as Glycosyl hydrolase family 12. Lineage: Eukaryota; Fungi; Ascomycota; Sordariomycetes; Hypocreales; Bionectriaceae. Gene Ontology annotation, molecular function: cellulase activity. The transcript has 4 exons. Gene Ontology annotation, biological process: polysaccharide catabolic process. The coding region runs from base 1 to 963 and encodes 320 amino acids. The record is from RefSeq and is a predicted model, not a curated record.